AUGGGUCUAUACUUAUUCUCACGGAAGGUAAGGCGUCGUGCUAGGGUAUUGAAACGGGGUGCGACACUCUCCCUCACCUUCCCCCCCCCCCCCCCACAACCUACCACCCUCACGCUCUUUUUCGCCCUCUUUCGAAGUCGCGCAAUCAUUCCGGCCUUUCAUGGCUCUGGCAAGUCGUCUGCUCUUUCGGUGGCUUUGACAAGGUCAUGCACAACACUCUCCUGGUCCUUCCGGGGUUUCUACGAGAAGGUACGCUUCUUAACUGUAACGGAGCUGGCGUUACCGGAGUACGAGAGGCACGUGGGCGUGGUCCCCUUGCUGGAGCGUACCUCUCUGAACCCCUCUCAACCCUUCUCAACCCCUCUCAACCGCCCCCAGGCACUGCUGGAGUACGAGAAGCACGUGGGCGUGGACCCCAUGCUGGAGGGCACUCUCGCCAUCACCCCACGCACCGACGGCAAGCACCACCAGGAGGUGGGUGGUGCUGUGGGGUGGGCGCAAGAGUGGGACCCCUUGCUGGAGGGCACUCUCGCCAUCACCCCGCGCACAGACGGCAAGCACCACGGCGGGCAGCAGGUGGGUGGCCACUCUAGCCAUCACUCCGCGCACCGAUACCACGCAUCAAGGUGGGCAGGAGGUGGGUGUGCUGCGUUCUAUGAGCCCCUGCCAGGAGAACCCUGCCAGUCCUUUCCUCUCCCUUCUACUCAUCCAUACUCUUCUCCCUUCUCCCCUGUUGUCUCCCCCUUGCCCCUCUUCUCCCCUGCUGCUCACAUCACAUCUUUCCAGGAGCGUGCCACUCCAGGAUUUGGCCCAAAGCGGGCCCAAAGAGUGCUGCUCUCAUCACAUCUUUCCUGGAAAGCGGCAAUUCUCUUGGGCGCUUCAAGGUCGCCUCAUUCCCCCCCUCACCCGAUUCCCCCCCCUCCUCCCUCUCUCCCCUCCCGCUCCCCCCCUUCCUUUCUUCUCACAACACACAACAUUGAUUCAGGAGCAUGGCACCCCAGUAUCUGGCCCAAAGCAGCAAUUUUUGGAGGCGCCUCAACGAUCGUGUCAAUUCUCCCCUUCGCUCUCCCUCCCACUCUCCCCCCCUAA
Closterium sp. Naga37s-1 is the source of this 1089-nucleotide messenger RNA. Lineage: Eukaryota; Viridiplantae; Streptophyta; Zygnematophyceae; Desmidiales; Closteriaceae. The record is from the annotation of a GenBank genome assembly.